UAUAAUAUACAUCCCAAAUCAAAGGCAUCGAGUUAACGAAAAUGGGGUCUGAAACUUCGAUUCACGUCCUCAUGGUGUCUUUUCCAGCUCAGGGACACAUAAACCCUUUGCUUAGACUUGCCAAGUGCCUUGCUGCAAAGGGCUUAUUUCUAACCUUCACCACCGCAGAGAGCGCUGGUAAACACAUGCGAACCGCUAACAAUAUCACUGAGGACUCAGUGAUUCCAGUUGGUGAUGGUUUUCUCAAGUUCCAAUUCUUCGAAGAUGGCAUGGAGGGUGAUGGUACCAAGAAGAUAAGUCUCAGUGAGCACUGUGCACAGCUUGAGCUUGUUGGGAAGCAAUAUGUUUCCCAAGUGAUCAAGAAGCAUGCUGAGGAAAACCAUCCAAUUUCAUGCAUCAUAAACAACCCCUUUGUUCCAUGGGUUUGUGAUGUGGCUGCUCAACAUGCUGUUCCUUCUGCCAUGCUAUGGAUUCAAUCUAGUGCUGUCUUCACCGCUUACUAUAGCUAUUUCCACAAACUGGUAAGUUUCCCUUCAGAUGCAGAUCCUUAUAUUGAUGUUCACUUGCCUUCUGUAGUCCUCAAAUACAAUGAAGUUCCAGAUUUUCUGCAUCCGUUUAGUCCAUAUCCAAUUUUCGGGACACUCAUAUUGGAACAGUUUAAGAACUUGUCCACACCGUUCUGCGUGUUGGUGGAUAGUUUUGAGGAACUAGAGCAUGACUACAUCGAGUAUCUUUCAAAGUUUUUGGUUAUAAGGCCUGUUGGUCCUUUGUUCAAGAUCCCAAAAGAUCCAUCCACAAGAGAUAUACGUGGAGAUUUUAUGAAGAGUGAUGAUUGCAUAGAGUGGCUCAACUCAAGGGCACCAGAAUCAGUGGUGUAUAUCUCCUUUGGGAGUAUAGUGUACUUGCCUCAAGAGCAAGUGAGUGAAAUAGCAUAUGGACUAUUGAACUCUCAUGUCUCAUUUUUGUGGGUGUUAAAGCCACCUCCUAAGGAAUUUGGGGUUUCCCCUCAUGUUCUGCCAAGUGGAUUCCUUGAGGAAACAAGAGAGAAAGGCAAAGUGGUGCAGUGGAGCCCACAAGAGGAAGUGUUGGCUCAUCCUUCAGUGGCAUGUUUUAUGACACAUUGUGGAUGGAACUCUUCGAUGGAAGCACUGAGUUAUGGAGUGCCAAUGUUGACAUUUCCAGCAUGGGGAGAUCAAGUCACAAAUGCAAAGUUCUUGGUGGAUGUGUAUGGUGUGGGGAUUAGAGUGGGUUAUGGGCAGGCUGAGAAGAAAGUGAUAAGCAGAGAUGAGGUGAAGAAGUGCAUAUUGGAAGCAACAAUAGGGCCAAAAGCACAAGAGUUGAAGCAAAACGCUUUCAACUGGAAGAAGGCUGCAGAGGAAGCAGUGUCUGUCGUUGGCUCCUCAGCCAGAAAUCUUAACGCAUUUGUCAAAGAUAUUAAAGAACGUGGAGUUGUUAUUGGCCACGAGAUAUAACUAUAAGGGGACCAUAUUGUUCCUCGAUGAAAAAAAGUACUUUCGUAUAUGUCAUAUCUACGUUGUGGAAUAGAUAAAUUAACAAGUGUGUUUGAUUUAUCGUUUGAAUAUCGUUUAACAGAAUUUUUUCACUUUCCAAGGCAGAAAUGUAGAAGUAAGGAGGAGGUUCAGUUGGAUGGAACGAAAAUCAAAUGUGGUUAGAUGCGUCGUGCAUUGAUAAAUACAGAAGCAAAAUAAAAUGUUUGCAUGGGAACUACCUCCUAUUCCAAUAAUAAAGAUUGUAUCUCUUGAAAGCAUAUUAAAUGUUCUAUAAUCUGUACACUAUCUCUUGAAAGCAUAUUAGACAUUUGGACGACCUAGCUAGCUAUGUUCAAUGGUUGUUGAUUUUUCUGAA
Cajanus cajan (pigeon pea) is the source of this 1866-nucleotide messenger RNA. Its product is annotated as gallate 1-beta-glucosyltransferase. The record is from RefSeq and is a predicted model, not a curated record. Gene Ontology annotation, molecular function: quercetin 7-O-glucosyltransferase activity; quercetin 3-O-glucosyltransferase activity. Lineage: Eukaryota; Viridiplantae; Streptophyta; Magnoliopsida; Fabales; Fabaceae.